Messenger RNA from Vanrija pseudolonga, 1593 nucleotides. RefSeq lists its product as uncharacterized. Lineage: Eukaryota; Fungi; Basidiomycota; Tremellomycetes; Trichosporonales; Trichosporonaceae. Bases 1 to 1593 code for a protein of 530 amino acids. The record is from RefSeq and is a predicted model, not a curated record. The transcript is spliced from 4 exons.
AUGAGAAUACCAGCACCGCCGGCGGGAGCGGGCAUUGCCGUUCCCGUCCUGACGCUGCUUGCGGCGUUCGUCGUCCUCAUCUUUGGCUUUGCCGAGGCGUACUGGACCAACCAUGCGAGCGACUGGGACACCUACCGCAUGUUCGAGUCGAGAGAGUACAAGAACUGGAGCACGCCAGUGGCCAUUUUUUUCAUCGGCCUCGCGCUCAUCGGCUUCGGCGUGGGGUGGUUUGGCCUCAAGGCGCGGCAGAGCGCCCGGGUGCGCCGCGUCGUCGUCUGCCUCGCGCUCGCGUCGGCCGCUGUGCCGCUGACCUUGCCGCUCGCCGUUAUCAACAUUGUGCGAAGAUAUGUCACCAAGGAGUUCAUCGUCCACAACUGUGGCCUGCAGUGGAUGGCGACGCACAAGGUCUCGUCGUCUUUCACGCUCGACCUGGAGAAGACGUGCGAGCCGCUCUGGAAGCGCGACACCAACCUGUGCAUCACCGCUUCCGUCUUUCUCCUCCUGUACUCGGUCUGGCUUACCGUCUACGGCAUCUGGGCGUACCGCCGCCUGUCGACGCCAGCACGCCCACGCAUUUCCGCACCGCUGAGCUACAUUGACGGUGGACCUCGCAAGUCCGAGGCCGACACGAUCCGGAGCUUUGGCAGCGUCGUGAGCUUUGGCACCGGCGCACCAAGCAUGUGGACUGCCGGGACGCACACCCUGCCCUCGACGCCGCAGAAGCUGCACAAGCUCGGCGACAGGACAGAAGUGCUCACGGAAGCGGAAGUCGACGGCGGGAGUGCUCUCCAUGUGCCCGUGGACGAGGAGGAGGGCGACGACGUCUUCCUGGACAAGCCGCGCGCGCACUUCCUCAUGGCCGAGGGCUCCUCCCCACGCGGUUCGACCGAGAGCCAGCGGGACAGCUUCAAGACGGCGCCAGGGUCAGCACGUACCUCGCUCCAGGCAGCACGCGAGCUCGACAAGCGGCUUUCGGCACGGCCCAUCCAAUCGGCGCGUCAGUACUCCGUGUUUGAGACCGACUCGUCCGCGGACGGCGAGAGCAGGAAGAGCAUGGCGACGAGCGUGGGUUCCCCUAGCCCGAAACGCAAGACGCUGCCCGCGCUGCCCCCAAGCGCGAGCGCACGGAGCAGCACGAAGGCGAAUGAGCGGGCGGGCGGGGUAUCCAGCGUCGCGAGUGGGCGGGACGGCAGGCUGAGCAGCCGCAUCAGCGACAUCCUGAGUGGCAUGCCCCCUCCCCCACCGAUCCCAGCAGGCGGGUUCGACCUCGGCCGGUGGGGCCAGGCGAACCGGGCUGCGACGCGGAGCACGACCGAGCUCACAGCGGCGGCCGCUGCCCUCUCGCCCCCGCCGCCAAGUUAUGCCCCUGACCGCCGCUCGGCACGCAACUCGCGCCUCACGACGCGGACCACCGCAAGUGACAGGCUCACGAACCGCGGCAGCCAUGUGCCCUCCGAGGCGGGGGUCACGCCGGCCCUGUCGAUGGGCCACAGCUCGAGCGAGAGCAGCGACGACGAGUCGGACAUGGGGAUGCGGUUCGAGCCGCUGCCGGCGUUCACGCCGCUGCGGCUGAGCUUUGAGCUGCCAGAGUAG